AUGCGGCCUUCUUCGAGCCUCGUCGCUAGCCUCCUAGUAAUCGCACAAGCCGCUGAUGUCAACGCAAAGGGCCUAUCAGGCCAGUUCCUUCAUGCGCUCCAUCGUCGUGCGCCCAGUUUCGAGGAUACGAUGAUGAGGCAGGCCCACGAGUUUUUCAACGAGCUCGAGGCCCGCCAAAGUGAAGCAACCUCCGACCCAAGCAGCAUUUCCACAACUCCUGCCUCCAAUGGCACCGUCGACCCCGAUGAAUGGGACUCGCAGACCAAGACAUCAUGCGACGCUGCCAUGAUCAGGCUGGCCGCGAAGCCCGACAACCCGAGCGGUCUGGCUGUCUGCUACAACAUUCCAUUCUUCAACAACCAGACUGGUGUUUUCCAGGCCGAGCUCCGCAUGUACAACAUGACACCGCCCUUCGAUCCGUGGACGGGUGUGACGGCGGCAGAUAUCAGCAUGACGCUGUCGUACCAGAGCGCCACUGUGCAAGCUUCCAACACCUCGGACCCUGCUUCGAAACGCGAUCUGGAUUCGACCCUGGCAUGGCCGCCCAUCAAACUACGCGAGAUCGAAGUCAACGACCUUGCUCGUCGUCAAUCAGAGCCAAGCGGCCCGCAGGCGAUCAAGGUGCUCAUGUAUGUUGGACAAGUCGACCAGGACACCUUGGACAGCGCCCAAUCAGCCCCGGAAAUGCAAAACCUGCUUGUGCCAUCGGUCAAGCUUACUGCGCGGUCCCCUCAGGACAUGUCUCCUCUUUCCACCGAACUCUCAGCCACCAAGGCAUCAUUCCUUAACGGUGUCUUCUCCAAGAAGGGCACAACAUCUGCCUCGGACGUAUCCGCCUCCAACGUCGCCAAUGCCGUGUCUUUCCUCAUUCCGGGCUAUCGCUUGGCUCCGUUGGAAGUGCCUGGUCUGACACUGCCCAUCAACCUGCUUUUCCCUACGGGUCUGAUUAUUACCUUGGUCUGGACUGUCGCCUUCUUCGGUGUCGUUGGAUGGGGAACUCUUGGCAGGAUAAGAUUCAGGGACCAGUACAGGCGGAGAGUCAACGUAAACAAGGAGAUGAACCAAGCCCGCAUCUAG
This is a messenger RNA of Lasiodiplodia theobromae, 1077 nucleotides long. RefSeq lists its product as uncharacterized. The record is from RefSeq and is a predicted model, not a curated record. The transcript has 2 exons. Bases 1 to 1077 code for a protein of 358 amino acids. Lineage: Eukaryota; Fungi; Ascomycota; Dothideomycetes; Botryosphaeriales; Botryosphaeriaceae.